Messenger RNA from Acipenser ruthenus (sterlet), 2037 nucleotides. RefSeq lists its product as uncharacterized. Bases 489 to 1274 code for a protein of 261 amino acids. The transcript is spliced from 10 exons. NCBI's taxonomy places the organism in Eukaryota, Metazoa, Chordata, Actinopteri, Acipenseriformes, Acipenseridae. The record is from RefSeq and is a predicted model, not a curated record.
CAGUGAGGAUGUAGGAUGUUCUUUGUACUGUAUGUUACUAAUAUAAUUGUACAACGCUUGACUUCAAUUUUGGUUUCAAAUUGACAGACACAAUGCUUUCAUUUUCUUUUGAGCUGAUUUCUAGUUGCAUACCUUUACCUAAGGUAAAGAACUGGCAUCUCAGGAAAUGAGAAAUGAAACACUAAUGUGUGAAGUAUUUCAGGCUUCCUGAUGAUGUAACUGUGAAAUCAAACACAAUGAAAUCAAAGCUUAAGAGUUUUUACACUGUGUUUGUCGUGUAUUGAAAUCCCUGCUAUAAAACGGUAUGGUUUUAAAGCCAGCGCAAGUUGGCUUCAGAAUUGGUCCCACGCACUUUAUUUUUCUUUGCUAUUCCUUUAGGAAAGUCAGUUAAAAUGUGUAAUUUUAUACUGGUAAGACAUGUCCUUCUUUUCUCUCGAUCAUUAUUAUUCACAGGAAUGUUGUAAACAACGUUUCUUGAUUGUCCUUUCAUGUGUGUUUUUUUUGUGCCAGGCUAUUUAAACAUGACCACAUUACUGUACAUCUGGGAUCAGUAUGUCAUCGGACUUGAUAAGCCUUCCUACGACUGCGUGCCUGCAUUGAGUUUCGCUUUUCUGCAUCUUCUGAGAGACCAUCUCCAGAAAUGUAGCACAAAAGACGAGCUGGCCGCAGCGCUGCGAACUCAAGGACCCCUGCUAACAGUUGGUCAGUUUCAGAGUGUCAUCAGCAAAUAUUUUUAUGGAGACCUCUAUAGUACAUUAACCAAAGACAAUGUGGAGAGCUUCCCUGUUCUGGAUCCAACUCAAACAUUGUUUCCACCGUGGACCCACUUGUCAAGCAAUGAAAUUCCUUUGAGAACCCGACCUAAAGACAGAAGACAGGCAAGGGAAGAACGAGAGGCUCUGAGGACGAUUCACAUUGAGAAGAUGAAACAAGAGGAACGGCAUAGAAAACUAAAGGAGAAAGAAGAGAUCAGACUGCAGGAAGAAAGGUUGCAGAGACAGCUGGAAGAAACGAAACGGAUCAAUAACGAGCAGAGGCUGUACCUUGAAGAACAGCUGGCAGAGGAAAGGCAGCAUCGCUAUGACAUUCAAAAGAAAGCAGAGGAGCAGAUCGGCCUGCUGCAAGCGGAAAUCAGGAAGAUCAAGGGAGACAGACGAGUAAAACCCUGCAGCAGUCUGAUUAUUACAAGCAAUCUGCAACACUCCCUUUCUACUCUGCUCUGUGCCAAUAUGAGCAGAGCACACAAUGUUAGAAUGACCUCAUUGGCUUUUUGAUCAGGUAAAAAGGGGGCUUCUGUGUAAUCAGGGGGUUUCAAUUAUUUUGAAAUUUGAGUACUAGUGGAUUUUCACAGCUAAAUUGGAAAUAGCUUUAAAUACAGGUAUGUAAAUGUACUGGUAUUAACUGCUUUUUUUUCUUUCUUGUAGCCUUCUGUUGAUGUUUUCACUGUUAACAGUUUUGGAACCCCAUCGCCUUCCAUUGAGUCAAAGAGUCCUGUUCAAGACCGCCAGCUACCAUCACCUUUAACACAGCAAAAUACAACACAAGACAAUACAGCUUUACCUGACGGUAUGUCCAAACCUCGACAAAUUAAUGGACGUACAGCAGAAAGUGUGACCCAGGAUCUGCUCCAGCGAAUGCUGCUAACAGCUGAUACAAUCAUCAAUGGACAAAACACAGAGCGAGAGAAACUCAAUUCAGUGACAAGGGAUCAUCUUUACAGCUACAGACAAGAUGUACAAAAUGCAGAGCUUGAAGUAUUUGGUCGAUACCUUGAUCCAGAAGAAUUGAACGUGCCAGAGCCAAGUAGAACAGAAAAGCGGAUAAGGCUGGCAGCAGCAGUCAGAAGAGUGGAGGCCAGAUACAGAGCCAGAAUCACACAAGGCUGCUUUUAGCAGAGACAGUUGCCUACAUGGGUGCAACAGUUACUUGAAAUACAGUGUGCAAACUGGUUUAAAAAUACUUGCUAGUUACUUUUACACAAAUGUUUUUUAGACUUUGUUUCCCAUGUUAGGCAAGAUUAAUAAUUAAAAAAAAAAA